Molecule: messenger RNA, 6148 nt
Organism: Xenopus tropicalis (tropical clawed frog)
Lineage: Eukaryota; Metazoa; Chordata; Amphibia; Anura; Pipidae
Gene: rgs22
Product: regulator of G-protein signaling 22
Exons: 27
Coding region: 376-4281 (1301 amino acids)
Biological process (GO): regulation of signal transduction
Molecular function (GO): G-protein alpha-subunit binding
Source: RefSeq, a predicted model, not a curated record
AUGAGCAUAGAGCACCUAAAUAGCAUUAUAAGAAAAGUGCCAAUAUUGCUUGUAGGGAGAAACAUGCUAGGUUUGUAGCAUUUUACGGGAUGGCUCCCAGGAAGGCAGUGGGCGGGGAGAGGCAAGCUGCUGCCAUUCAUGAGACUGUGUGCAACUCCCUAGCAACCUCCCUUACACACACUGGAAUAGAGCAGAGAGUUCUUACACAGCUAGGCAGUCACCUCUCCCUAGAGAGCGGAGAUCUCCCACCAGCCCUUCCCUGCCGUGAUCUGCUGAGCUGCUCUACCAUGCAACCUCGUCGGGCACCAAAGACCCUGUUCAACUAAACAAAUCUUGGCCAGGACACAUUAGUGUCCCCCUCCACUUACAGCCAUUAUGAAGUGCAAAAGGCUAGCAACUGUGCCCCCUGAUAUAAAAGAAGAUGAUUUUGAGGACUUCUUAGCAACAGAUGACUUGCUUGUAGAUUACUUCAAUGAAUUUCUAAGCCUGCCGACCUUUCCAGAACCAAUCAAGUUCAACAAAACUUUUGGCAUCUUCGAAGUUGCAAAUAAUGCAGGGGAACACCUAAAACAGCAGAUAAAACAAGUGUUACAGGACCUAGAAUCUCCAAAUCCCAUUUAUGAUGCUACCAGAAGAGUAACUGGCUUGAAACCUAGGGAUCCUCCUCCUCCUGACCUAAACAUUGAUAUUAAUUACAGUAUUAUGUGCUUGAAUCGAGAGCAAGGGGUUCAGUGGAUAAAGAGAGAGAGACUACCGGCUUUCCUAAAAAGUGAUUGCUAUUUUGAGUACAGACUUGCUAAGCUGCUGGCACAGGUAAGAGCGAGCAACUCUGGAGUGACGGUUCUUGCUGACCCAAAGUACCAACCAUGGCAACUUAGGAAAGAGAGUGCUCCUUUGCCAAAAACAGAAAACGAAGACCACAGCAUCAUGCAGAAAUUCUUUGUCACACUUGGCCAGGCUUCGUUUACUCAGACAAAGGAAUGGUUUUCAGUAGCAAAGGACAGUGUUCAAACCACUACAACUGAUUCAUUAAAUGGCACAGUCGAGUGCAGAACUGAAAUUACCAGUACUAGAAUGAAUUCACAGAUUAGUAAAGCCUCAGAAGGUAGUCAUAAUCAGGGAGUCCCUUGCAGGCCACUUUCUGCAAAAUAUCAUAAUGGAAGUGAGAUUGCUGUAGAUGAAGAAGAUGAGUAUGCUGUAUCUAUCACAGAUGCACCAUGUCAAACCCCUGCGAGGAUUUAUAUUAAUCAGGGGUCAGAUAAUUAUGAAGCACAAAACCAGAAAGCAAAUGACUCUCAAGGCCUGCAGUCUGAAAAUUCACCAGUAUUUCCCACAGUGGAAGAUUUUGCUCGUUCCUAUGUUGAGCAUGUUAUGAAAUCUGCAGUUUUAGAGCUAAGUGGGCAACAAGUCCAGCAAAGUAACAAGGACCUUGAUAUUCAUGCUUUAUCUGCAGUGACUAUCCGUAGCUUGCAGAGUUCCGAUACUUUAUUUAGCUCCAAGAGCUCGGAAACGUCCAUUCAAGAGGAGAUCAUUAUUUCAGAGGCUGACAGUGAUGAACUUGACACCGCUGACUCCUUCUGUCUCAGAGACACUGACUAUCACAUCAAGACCCGACGGGAGUUUGAAAUGUUUAAAUCAUUUCUUAAAGGAACUUCAGGGGAGAAGUUAUGGUGCCUCUGGAUAGACAUUGAAAGGCUUCAAGCCAUAAAAGACCACAAAAGGCAACAGGGUCAUCUGAAUAAGAUGAAGAAACGCUAUCUUGUGACGAGCGGGGACCUCUUUUUUACAAGAGAAUUACUGUUUAAACUGGAACUUUUGAAUACAAAUCACUGGAACAAAAAUCAUUUGCAAAAUGUGCAGAGUGAGGUGGUUAAACCAUUGCUUCUGUAUUGGGGGCCUAGAUUCUGUAUGUCUGAUUCUGCUUUGGCUUAUAAUGUUCACGCGGAGCUGAAAGCCUGGUCUGAUCGUCAGCUGAGACCCAAAAGAGAUGCUGACCCUUUUGCAAAGACGGUAACGCUGUUACCAUUGAGACCCAAGUCUUGCGCCCCAAGAAUUAGUUCAUCAGUUCAUCGUUUACUUGAACAGAGCCCACCUCUAAAAUCUUCAAAAAGAAGUAAGACGUGUUCUCCAAGUCGACAAUCCGGCAGCUUGAUUUUUGCAAACAUAAAACCAAAACAAACCAGCAGGAGUUUCCCUUGCAGUGCGGCUUAUAAUUCUCCAUCUAGCAUGAAACGAAAACAUCAAAGAACAAACAGCUAUCUGUCUGUGUCCCUGGGUUUGCCUAGAGAGAGUUUAAAUAUAGGAUCAGUGUAUGAUCAAGAUGUUCCCAAGGAUGAUUUGAGUGAGGAUGGUAGUACCACCAGCGUAUUAAGGGGCUCCAAUAUGGCAGAGAUGUUAAAUGCUCUGAAUCUGGACUCUCGAGCUGGCUAUUUCUUUGCUACGUUCUGUGAGAAGUCAGGGAACAAGUUGUGGGAGAAUGGGAUCUAUUUCUGGUUUGAUCUACAGUCCUAUCAUCACAAGUUUUACCAGGAGACACUCCAACCAUUUCAGCUAUGCAGACAUUCCCAAUUUCUGUUUGGCACGUACCUUGCGCCUUCUGCUUCCAUGGAUAUCGGAGCCGAGCAGAACAUUAAAAAAGAGAUUUACCAGAAACUUGAUCCACCUUUUGAGGAUUUAUUUGACUCGGCUGAAGAAUACAUUCUUACACUCCUGCUCUCUGCCUGGAGUCAGAUGACAGAGUCAGACAGACAGGUCUACAGCAAGGUGGAGCUGGUGGAGGAAUCUCGGCAGCUGGAAUCACCACUCUACAAAAAGCUGCAAGCUUUGCAGCAGGAGAGAAUGGCCAAGAAAAAUCAAGAUCAGAUAUACAAAUCCAUUUUCCUACCACCUCCUGACAUUGCCAAAGAGCCUGACCUCUGGGAACUGGUCCCUGAGGAAUACAGGAAUUAUAACCUCACCACCUUAAUUCGACACCGGAUGGAGCUUGAGCAUUUCCGCAAUUUUCUGGAAGAUCAUUUUGCGAGCAUGGAUCUCAUGUGCUGGAUAGACCUGGAGCAGCUGAGGAGAAUGCCACACAAAGAAAAGGAGAAACGCCAGGAAAAAUCCAAGGACAUUAAAGACAAAUAUUUAAACAAGAAGUACUUUUUUGGUCCAAACAGUCCAGCCACCAGAGAUCAGCAGGAACAGGUAAUGAAACUAGCAGGAGGCUGGGGCAAGAUUCUACAUGAUCGACUGUCGGCGGCGGUCCUUAUAGAAGUACAGAAAUACGUCAGAAUGAGGAUAGAGAGAAAGUGGCUUCCAAUGUUUUUAGCAACAGAGGAGUACAGAGAGCGCCAGAGAGUGCAAGGACAAAUGAAAGACGUUGCAGAAGAUGUAAUAUUUCAAACAAACAAAAAGAAAAUGGGAGUGUGGAAGCAUCUUGACAGUAAAUGGGUCUCAUCCUCCAAAGAGAUAAUUGCCUUUCGUAAAGCCUUAAUGAAUCCAGUAACUUCCAGUCAGUUUCAGCGCUUCAUUUCACUCAAAGGAGACUUUUUGGAGAAUGGACUGCUUUUUUGGAUUGAAGUACAGAAAUACAAGGAUCUCUGCCACUCCCACUGUGAUGAUUUCACAAUUCAGAAUAAAAUUACUGCUAUCAUUAAUUGCUUCAUCAACUCCUCCAUCCCACCAGCCUUGCAGAUUGACAUUCCCCAAGAGCAAGCAGAGAAAAUCUUAGAGCGCCGCCGGGAUUUAGGCCCAUAUGUAUUCCGUGAGGCUCAGAUGACCGUCUUCAGCAUCAUGUUCAAAUUCUGGCCGGAGUUUUGUGAUUUCCGUAGAAAUUUGACAGAAGAAAAGAUUUUACCUUUUCUGGAUAGAAAGAAAUUAAAGCAGACAGAGGCAGUGAAAAGAAGAAUGAGAGAAGAAGAGAGACUUGCAAAGCAACAGCAAGAGGAGGCUAAGAGGAAAGGAACAUUAUCCGACUUGUAUGGUGAUAACGAAAGCACUUACAGCGGGGACAGGUUAUCUGGAUACGGGGGACAUGCACGGGAUGGAUUUGCACAUGAUGGAUAUGUGGCAGAUGGGUUUGGACAAAGCAGGAAUGUAUCUUGGAGUUAUUCUAAGUAUGUUGAAGCUUUGGAGAAGGAAAGGAUGCUUCUGAAAAUUCAGGAAGAUCUUGAAAAAAAGUCGCGGAGCUCCCUUCUGUCUGAUAUUUCGUCUCUUUACAGUGUAAGAACAGAAGCCUCAAAAAGAACCAACAGAUCUUCAUCCGCACCCACUGACAGGCCUUCCUCUGUUACAUACUAGCGGUAACAGCAGCACCGGGCUGUAUACACAGUAAGGGUGACACAAACCUGAAGGGGAUCAGAAGUACCCUGCUGUCCUGAAAGCAAGAAGCCAUUUCAAUAAACAUCAUGCACUUGUGCUCACACUUAAACCAUACCCAAGCGCAACACAUGCCAUUAUUUAAAGUAGAAUACAUUAUUAAGAGGGUCUUCUUAGCUUAUAAGGACAGUUUGGGUAGAAGGGUUAACAAAAGGCACAUAGGGCAGUGGGGCAUUUUCACACAAAUUUCUGUUGAAAACAUACAUGUUGAAUUUUUCACACAAUUUCAAAUACAGAGCUAGGUGCUGAGGGCAGUCAGACCCAGGACACAAAUGCCUUUUACAUGAGCACUAAGGGGCAUGGCUAGGCCUCUUUUAUUUGUGUCCAGGGUUCAAGUAAAUGACUAUUGUAGCAUUAAAAUUUUUUUGUGAAUUUCACUGCUUUGAAAUCAAACUUCACAGAGAACAAGCUUUUAAUGUUUAUCCAGUAAAAUGUAGCCACGGGUCUGAAUCCUGCUGCAAGGCAGUGUACAAAUCCCAGGGACCUUUCAUGGACUGGUCAAAUUUGGAUGUGGCCAAAAUUUACAUUUAUUUUUUGGAGGGUUUGGGAUUUAGCCAAAUCACCACUAUUUUCACUUUAGAUUCAGACAAAUUUGAGUAUUGGCUAGAACUGAAUCUGAACCCUUAGGACACAUGUACAUUUGCUUUUCAUGUGCUAUAUCAGCCAAUUAGAUUGGGUCACCAAGCACUCCUCACACAGUUUUCCCAAAAGUGCCAAGAGCUUCUACUCUAUACUCUGCCUUGCAACUCACACAACAGGGUCAUUUACAGAGCAGAAUGCAGUGUUUAAUGUCCAAAAAAAGGCUGCUAUUGGGUGGGGGCAUAUAGGCAUAUAGGCGUCCCCCCUCCUAACCCCCCUAAUGAUGUGGUUAACAGCAAAGCAUAUAAAAGGUGAAAGAACAGUUCAGUGUAAAAAAUGAAACUGGGUAAAAUAGCCUGCACAGAAUAAAAAAUAUUUCUAAUAUAGUUAGUUAGGCAAAAAUGUAAUCUAUAAAGGCUGGAGUGAAUGGAAAUCUAAUAAUAGCUAGAACUCUACUUUCUGCUUUCAGCCUUCUAAGCUGUUAGCGGUCAGUAAUCAGUGACUUGAUGGGGGCCAUAUGGGAUAUAACUGUAUGAAUCUGACUUGUGUGCUCACAAACUAACUGAACAGUUAUGUCUUAUAUGCCCCACCCCCCAUCAAGUCACUGAUUGGUUACUGACUGCUAACAGCUUAGAGUAACUAAGAGGUUAGAGAGCUGAAGUAGAAGUAGGUAGAAGGAAGUAGUGUUCUGGCUAUUAUGUUAUGAUUUUAGACAUCUGCCCACUCCAGCCUGUAUAGAUAACAUUUUUGCCUAACUAACUAAAUUAGAAACAUUUUUUAUUUUGCAGUCUUUCCAUUUUACCCAGUUUUAUUUUUACAGUGAACCGUUCCUUUUAAAGUUGACAACUAAGGGCAGAUGAUGUGUUUAGCAAAUACUGCUAAAAUGUAAACAUGCUAAUUUUAUUCAGCUGUAUCUUUUAAGUAGAAAAUUCAGUAUUUGGUCGAAUCCAAAAAAUAUCAAUAUAUAUAUAUAUAUAUAUAUAGAUAUAUUAUGCUGUAAAAUAUAAUUAAAUAUCUAUGGUUAUUUAUCAAAUAUCUUCUUCAGAAACAGAUACCUGCUGUACUUCAUUUGUAUUUUCCAGAAUUAAUAUUUGUUCAAGUCAUAGUUCUACCUUUUAAAAUUCAUGUGUUUGUGUAUAUAUCAGGACAAACAUUUUUUGAUGGAGCUGUUUUCCUCUAUUAAAAACUGGAAAAUGCAAUGAUUUAUAAA